AUGUCGAUAGCUGCCCGCAACAAAAAAAUCUUCCCCAGGAGGGGUCCAACAGCUACAAUACAUUUGAGCGACCCAUUUUAUAAGAAACUAGAAGAUAUCGUAAAAAAAUUCAAUGAUUACGCAAAACAACUUCAAAUGGCCACUCCCGCUCCCGCCAAGGCAUCUCAAAUCAUAAUCGUAAAAAACUCUCUCAAAACAGCGUCACAAUUUAUUUUCGACCCGGCUGGUGUAUUUUAUCGCGAAUCAAGGAUAUCAAGUGUCCUGAAAACCUUAACGAUCCACAAAGUAAGGAACCCCCGGAACCCAGAUAACGAUGACAGCGAGGUCAUGGCCAUGGCCACCAAGCUCUACGACCGCUGGAUAUCCGGCGACUUCACUCCAGACCACCCGCCGAACGUCGCGAGAAGGGUCCCUAGGGCUGUAGUAGCCAAUAGGGGGGAACGUCGCGUAAGGAGCUGGAAAGCUACUAUCCGGAAAAACCAUAAGGCACUUGGCCAUAACGGCAUAAAAAUUGGAGAUGCUGAGCGGAGCAGAGUGAUGGGGAAGUCAAAGUAUUCCAGGCGCCCUGUCCGGGUGCUCCGGGCGGCUUCCGGGAGUUCGGCGUUCACACCUGAGCAAGGGAUCCGCUAUGACGGUCUGUACCUUGUGGUCAACUGCUUCGAGAGGAGAAGUAACGGAGAAGUAUACUGGCUCUUCGAGCUUCACAAGGUCCAGCAGCCACCACGGUGGUUGGAGCAGAAAUAG
Morchella importuna is the source of this 744-nucleotide messenger RNA. RefSeq lists its product as uncharacterized. Bases 1 to 744 code for a protein of 247 amino acids. NCBI's taxonomy places the organism in Eukaryota, Fungi, Ascomycota, Pezizomycetes, Pezizales, Morchellaceae. The transcript has 3 exons. The record is from RefSeq and is a predicted model, not a curated record.